AUGUUCCACUUGUCUUAAAUGGAUUAAAUAUUUUUAAAAUCUUUAGCAGAUGUUGUUAGAACAUCAAGGACUACUUCUCAAUAUGAUAAGUUAACAUUUACAACCUAAACAAUAGCAGAUAUAAAAAAUGAAAUAUAAAGUAGAUAGGAAUCAGUCAGAUAUUAAGCCUUGUUAAAAUUAUUCUUUGUAAAUAAAUAAUUCUAUUAAUUAGUUAGCUAUGGAGGGAAAUAACAUAAGAUGGGCAGAAUUUCAAAUAAUAAAUUUAAUGGGAAGCGGAGAUUUUUAAUUAAAAUUGGGUGCUUAAUUAGCAGCACAUUUAGUAAUUGAUAAUCAAAGUUAAGGUUUAAUUAUGGUUACUAAUGUUUUUAUAAAAGAAUUUAAAUGUGGUCAUGUAGAAUGCUCUACUACUUUGAGUUGUUUAGGCACUAUUGCAAAUAAAGAUUUAUCAGAUAAUUUGUUAACACAUGUUUUAAAACUUACUACUAAUACAAAACCAUUAAUAAGAAAAAAGGCAAUAGCAGUUUUAUCUAAAAUUUUCACAAUAAAUCCCAUGAAUAUUUCUGGAAAUUUAGAGAUGGUCAUAUAAUAAUUACAGAAAGAGACAAAUAUCUCAGUAUUAGCCUGUGGUAUUAGUUUGUUUUGUUCAGUUUUAAAAGUGGCACCAAAACUUUAUCCUUUAUUUUUAUCAAUUGUUUAUGAUCAAAUAUCUAAAUAAAAAUCAAAUUGGUUACUAAUUAAAUUAGUUAGAAUAUCAAAUAAAUUGAUAUCUUUAGAACCUAGAUUUUAAGGAAAGCUAAUUGAACAUUAUACAAGAUUGUUAAAUUAGACUAAUUCAAAAUCAUUAUAAUAUGAAUUAAUAUAUUCAAUUAUGAAGUAUUUUAAAAAUCAUUCUUAACUUUAUGAAAGUGCUGGGGAUAUAUUAAAAUAAUUUUUAAAUCAUUAAGAUCCUAAUUGUAAUUUUAAAUUAUCAUUAUUUAGUGAGAUGUUUAGGAUUAGAAUGUUUGACACAUAUAUCAACAUCUGCUGGUUUAAUGGAGUUUUAAGAAUAAAUUUUAGAAAGUUUUAAAAAAAGUGAUUAUUUUUCAAAAUUGUAAAUUUUACAGUUGUUCAAAGAUUUUACAAAUUAGCAAAACUUUUAAACAGUGAUUGAAUUCUUUUUGAAACAUUCAGAUUUGGAAAGCAAUCAUAAAAUUAUUGAAUCAUUGAGUAAAUAAUAUAUUGAUAUUUUAGUAUUUAUAAUAACAAAAGAUAAAUUUAUAAAUGUAGAUGAUCCUGAGAAAUUAUUACUUAUUUAUAUUCCAGUAAUAGCGCAGAAAAUAGAUACGAUAGAUAAUGCUAUUAGAUUUAAAGAAAUGUUAUUUGAAUUAUUAACCAGAGUUCCUGGAUUAAAAGUAUAUUCAGAUUAACUAUGUAAUUAAAUACUGUAAACAUAUGCUACAUAAUCUGAUUCAUUGUAAGGACCAACUUUGAAUAUCGUUUAGAGACACACUUAAUUAAAAUACUCUUUAAAUCAUAGAGAAAUUAUUUUUAAAUCUUUAAUUAUGAUAGUUGGUGAAUCAGUUAAAUUAUUAAAAUUAGAAGCAUUAACUAAUAUAAUUUAAUUUUUGGAAUAAUUGAAUAUUUUGAAUUGUUAUGAAUCGUCAUUGUCUGAUAUAGAUUCAUUAUUAUUCAAAAUAUAUAUCUAAAUUAUCAAAACUGAUCCUUAAAAUGAAAUUAUUCCUUAAAUUGAAUAACUUAUUAAAAAUAUUUACAAUAAGUUACAUAAUAUUUCAAUUGUCAAAAUUUCAUUUUUUUAUGAGUCUUUAAUUCAAAAUAAAUCAAAAGAUUAACUAUAAGAAUUGUAAAAUUUAUAUGAAGAAGAUUUACCACCAAUUAAUUUAGAAGUAUUUAUUUACUUUGAUAUUAUAAAAGGCUUAAAAAUUUAUAAAGCCACCUGAAGGAUUAGACUUAUCUAAAUCAUUUUAAAUAGAUAUAGAAGAGAUUGAAAAAAUUAAAAACACAAAUAGUGAAUAUAUCGAAUAAAAACAAUUAAUUUAAUAAUAAUAGUAAUAAUAAUAAUCAGAUUCGAAUUAAAAAGAAUAAGAAGAUUAGAACAAUCAAAUUGAGAGGAGAUAAGAAAACGAAGAAGAAUUAAAACAAUUUAAUAAUAAAGUUGAUCCAAGUCCUAAAAAAGUUUUUAAAAUAAAUAGAGAUGAAGAAUUACCACCAGGAAUAGACUAGAAUGAUAUCAAAAAAUUUAAGGAAGAAGAAUGA
This is a messenger RNA of Paramecium sonneborni, 2253 nucleotides long. The record is from the annotation of a GenBank genome assembly. Lineage: Eukaryota; Ciliophora; Oligohymenophorea; Peniculida; Parameciidae.